GAGACUGACUCUGCUGCGGCUGGCACCGAAUUCCAAUUCCAAGCCGUCCAUUUCUCCUGGUAUAAUAGGCAUGCUACACGAGGUGAUGACGUACCGCAGGAUGUGCACCCGAUGCUCCUGGGAAAGAAAGACUUGCGCACCAACUAUAGCCAAAUGCUCCCAUACACAUCCAAGGACAUGCUCGAACACGCAGACACGUACCACAAUCUGCAAGUGGUGUUCGACAACGUGUUCACGUGGGUUGCAGAGCAGGUUCAAACCACGCUGCCAGACGAGUACCGCGUGCUGAGUAUGGAUGCUCAGGUAUUGCCUGGGAAUGCGCACUCAAUUGUGCAUCCGUUCCUCUCCCUCGUCAUCAACUUGAAUGUCGCAACCAUGGCCCACAGGGAUCGUAAGGACAAGUCCCUCUGCGUUGUCCUC
This is a messenger RNA of Fomitopsis serialis, 420 nucleotides long. RefSeq lists its product as uncharacterized. The record is from RefSeq and is a predicted model, not a curated record. The transcript has 3 exons. The annotation marks the transcript as partial. NCBI's taxonomy places the organism in Eukaryota, Fungi, Basidiomycota, Agaricomycetes, Polyporales, Fomitopsidaceae.